Messenger RNA from Meleagris gallopavo (turkey), 1901 nucleotides. Lineage: Eukaryota; Metazoa; Chordata; Aves; Galliformes; Phasianidae. The record is from RefSeq and is a predicted model, not a curated record.
AGAAAAAAAAGAUGAUGGAAUUCAGAGGAUGAGAAGUGAGAUUUGGGAGAUUGCAAGUAACAUUUGCAAGUCUUUAAACAUGAAGAUAAACAUCAUGUCAAUGGAAACAGAAUGGUAGAACCUUUCCCAGAGGGAACGCAGAUGGCUAUAUUUGGUAUGGGCUGCUUCUGGGGAGCUGAGAGGAAGUUUUGGAGACAGAAAGGAGUCUAUUCCACUCACGUGGGUUAUGCAGGAGGUUAUACUCCAAAUCCUACCUACAAAGAAGUCUGUUCAGGAUACAGAAAUACAUUCUGUGGAUUCAUCAUUUAAAAAUAAAAGGAAGGACAAAUAUUUUUACCCACCAUUGUCUGAAAAACAAGAAGCUGCCUGUCCACAAGGGAUGCUGGCCGCUGUGCUCAGGGAUUUCUGCUCCAUCUUUAAUCAAGGUAGAACUGGCCACACAGAGGCUGUACGAGUGGUAUAUCAGCCAGAAAACAUCAGCUUUGAGAAACUGCUCAAGGUCUUCUGGGAGAAUCAUGACCCGACACAAGGAAUGCGGCAAGGUAAUGACUUUGGCACUCAGUAUCGUUCAGCCAUCUACACCUUUUCCCAAGAACAGAUGGAAGCUGCCUUGAAAUCUAAGGAAGAAUAUCAAAAGGUAUUGACAGAAAGCGGUUUUGGUGCCAUCACAACAGAAAUCCGGGAGGCUCCGGAGUUUUAUUACGCUGAAGAUUACCAUCAGCAGUACCUCAGCAAGAACCCCAAUGGAUACUGUGGCCUCGGGGGAACAGGGAUUUCCUGCCCCAUCGGGAUCAGGAAAUAGCUUGUGCUCAUGGCACCCCCAAUGCUUUGUUCUAGUGGGUUGUUCUGAAAAGGCCAACAACGAGAGGUGUUUCGGUACCCACAGCAUCAGCACAUCAAGAUUUGGGAUUCCCAGUGGGAUGGCUUGCUGUAAUCUGAGCAGCUUCCCAUCCGUUGACAUUAAAAGCCAAGGAGAUUUGGAAAUUUUGCUUGCUGGCAGCUUCUUGCUCUGUGCAGUUCCCUGGUUUCCUUGUAAGCUUGAAAUCUAGAGAGGAAAGAAACUUCUUAAAGUUUGGCUUGAAGUGCUGUUAAAGGGAUGGAUUAUGGGGUGGCUGUACCCAUUAAGCACUUAGCAUAGCUAAUAUCUAUAGGCGUACUUAUUUUCUUGGACUGAUGAAUUUGUUCUUGGACUGAUGAAUUUGUUCAUGCUUUAGCUUUGACUUCUGGAGACAUGGCUGAGCUCAUCUUAGCUAUCACAACCCUGUAAUUUGAUGUCUUUGAGAAUGAUGAAUUUAGAAGAUCAGUAAUUCUCUCACAAUUCCACUUCCACUGCAACGUGUAAUAUCACCUAUAGUGCCUAUUUUCUGAAGCAAUUUUAGUAAGAAAAAGUAAAAAUUGUAAUAUGAUACUUCCUUUUGACAGUUCCAAAAAAUGUACAAACACAAAAAGAAAUCAAUUUGGUUUCCUGCGCUACAAUAAAUUACGAAGACAGGAAAGAAAAAUGCUAUCUCCAGUGUGUUCCAUGGCUUUAAAUGUAUGUCUGAGUAGAUCUGGAAAAGGUAUCAAAUAUUAGAAAAGUCUGCAGCUUACUAAUUAAAUACCAGGGCUUUUUAAAAUCAGUAUCAUUAUGCAUGACACUACAGAGGAAUAUGCUAGGUGUACUGUAACAUAAUUAUUCCCAUGAUUAGCUAUUUGUACUUCAGUAGCUUUUGAUGUCACCACCAAGAUUUUCUGGUCAAUUGGAGAGGUCCCAAAGGGUUGGAGACUUGCCACUGUGACUCCCAUCUACAAGAAGGUUACUAAGGGGAGCUGCAGGCCACUCAGCCUGACCUCAGUGCCAGGAAAAAUUAUGGAGAAGAUAAUUUUGAGUGAGAUUACAUGGCGUGUGAGGGACAACUGGG